Molecule: messenger RNA, 1065 nt
Organism: Aspergillus mulundensis
Lineage: Eukaryota; Fungi; Ascomycota; Eurotiomycetes; Eurotiales; Aspergillaceae
Exons: 2
Coding region: 1-1065 (354 amino acids)
Molecular function (GO): protein binding
Source: RefSeq, a predicted model, not a curated record
AUGAAACGACGCAACAAGAUCAAAAAGGUCAUAUCGCGCGCCGCCCGUCUCCUCAGACAAAGCGCAGGCUACAAGCAUCCGUCUCCUGACAAAGAGCCUCAAUCACCACUCCUAAAUCUCCCCUUUGACGUCCUCCAUCUCAUACUACCACACCUGCCGCUCGAAUCGCAAGCCUGUCUCGCGCUGACCUGCAAACCUCUCCAUCGAGCUCUAGGCUUCGUCCUCGAAAAUAAACAGUUUGCCUGGCCUCGGUAUCUGGCGACGGAGUUCCCUCCCGGUCCAUAUGAGCGUGAGCGGUUCGGGGCUGCUCGAUACCCGGAGCUCCCCAACCCAAGGAACGAGCUCCUGCAUCUACUCGAGGACAGGCGGUGGAUGUACGGGUGUUGCGACUCUCUCAAACUCCACCCAAAGCAACUUGUCGAGCCUGGCUCAUUACAAUCCACAAAUAGUCAGCGCUGCAUCUCGACUGAAGGUGUAGUCGAUUUGUGCGCUUGCCUUGCCUUGACGUUCUCGGAUAAAAUCAAGCUGAUUCAGUGGCUGAAGACCGGGCAGGCAGGUCCGAGUCUCCAUCGGAAUGUCCGCGGAGCAUUUGUUUUUCGAGAGCGCGACAAGAAACGGUCGCUUGUCCAUCACUGUUCGGUUUCUAGUCAACCUGAUGCGUUCGUGAGCCUCUUGACCACAGCAACACUCGAUGCAGACGACUGCCUUAUCGUCACUACCAUAUACCACGUAUACUGGGAACAGCCCCGCCGGAUCCUCAGAAGUUACAGCGCCUUCAACAAUGCGUUUCCAUACCGUCUACGGCCCGAGUACCGACCGCCACACAACGCUGAACCGGUUUUUCUCUGCCCGCACAUCCACGCCGUUGCCUGGUUAUAUUCGUCCUGGAUGUGGACUAAGGACCAAUGUACAAAUUGUGAUACCAGAUACCAGGAAAUUGGACGCAUUACAUCCUCUAACAGACUUUAUCUCGGAAUGCUUGGGAAACGAAACCGCCAGAGUCAUAUUGUGACCCUCAACGACCACCAGAAAAUCGGCAUGCUAGACAUCAAUAUUACAAUUUAG